Magnolia sinica is the source of this 568-nucleotide messenger RNA. RefSeq lists its product as uncharacterized. Lineage: Eukaryota; Viridiplantae; Streptophyta; Magnoliopsida; Magnoliales; Magnoliaceae. The record is from RefSeq and is a predicted model, not a curated record. The coding region runs from base 125 to 553 and encodes 142 amino acids. The transcript has 2 exons.
GGCAAUGACAAAUAUACGGAUAAAAUGGUAGUGACGUAGCAAUGGACGAGAAACCGCCUGCAACGUGUUCAACAUUUUUCCCAAACUAGAGGACUCUGAUGUCACUGUAGCAUCAACGAAUUCAAUGCUGGGAGGAGGUAAUUGGUGUCAUGAGAUUGGUGGUUGUCACUGUUUGCAAUCGGAUUCUAAAAUGCGGGUAGGCAGUCCCACGAUGGUCAUGGCAGAAGACAGUAUCGUACUCCAUGUCUCACGAAGUCAGAGAAGCAAGAUCGCAUAUGACAUUCAGAAGAAGAGAUGGCUCCGAGAUGCCUUGGGUCACAUAAGAAGGACUAUUGGGCUUACUUUUGGUGACAAUCCAAAGGACUUCAUCGCCCUCUUCCACUGUAUAGAGGGGCGGGAUCGUCUUAUCUCCCCUUUCAGCUCCCUAAGGAAGAAUCGCUUCAAGAACAGCUCUAACAGAGAGUUGCAAGGCCUCAAAUUGGACUUAAGCUCCAGCUUCGGUCUUGAUUUCGGUACGACCAAUGUUGGCCGAAGUGGUGGAUCGGUUUCGUAAUGUUAGUGCUCUCCU